AUGCUAAGGCUGCAGUUUGCAGCUAGUAUAAGGACUCCGGAGGUGGCUGGGGCGGUUCGCGAGCUGAUCCACUCCACGCCGGCACCAGGUGAUUCCUGGGGAGUCAUCGACCCUCGCCCGACCCCGCGCCUGACGGACAACUGUAACACGACUCCGGAGGUGGCUGGGGCGGUUCGCGAGCUGAUCCACUCCACGCCGGCACCAGGUGAUUCCUGGGGAGUCAUCGACCCGCGCCCGACCCCGCGCCUGACGGACAACUGUAACAGGCGCCGACCGUUAGACGCGGCGAAAGCUGCGCAGGAUCGGCACUUGCCCCUCGCGGCGUCGAGAAGUGGCAAGUUUGGUAAGUCUAAGGCAGCUCAACCAGUAGUGGUUGAGCUAAAAGAGGGAGUCCAACCGGUAAGGAUUAGACAAUAUCCGAUUAAGUUAGAAGCUAGGAAAGGAGUAGCCCCCAUGAUUGCUCAAUUCUUAAUCCAAGGUAUUUUGCAAGAAUGUGAGUCAGAAUUUAAUACCCCAAUUUUUCCAGUACAAAAACCUAAUGGUAAAUAUAGGUUAGUUCAGGAUCUGAGAGCUAUAAAUAAUAUAACCAAGGAUAUGCACCCAGUGGUGGCAAACCCCUAUACUUUGUUAACAUCUGUGUCUGAAAGAUUUCAAUGGUUUACAGUAAUUGAUUUAAAAGACGCUUUCUUCUGCAUCCCUCUGGCAUUUGAAAGUAGGAAAUAUUUUGCAUUCGAGUGGGAAGACCCUGACUCUGGCCGGAAGAAACAGCUUACUUGGACACGACUUCCGCAAGGAUUCAAGAAUUCCCCCACAAUAUUUGGGAACCAGUUAGCCAAGGAAUUGGAGGAAUGGAAAACAACACAGGUAAAAGAAUCUCCCUUUUCUCAUGUAAUACUUCAAUAUGUAGAUGACAUUUUCCUGGCCACAGAAGAAAGGGACAUUUGCCUAAAUUUAACUAUAAGCUUAUUGAACAUGCUAGGCCAGGCUGGAUAUCGGGUCUCGAAAGAAAAGGCCCAACUCAUCCGGACAAGUGUGUUAUAUUUGGGCUGUGAAAUAACACAAGGAGUAAGGCGAUUAGGAGCAAAUAGAAUUGAAGCCAUCUGCACCAUACCUAUUCCCCAAAAUCAUCAGGAACUAAGAUCCUUUCUAGGAAUGGUAGGAUGGUGCCGGCUGUGGAUCCCAAAUUUCGGACUCCUGGCCAAACCCUUAUAUGAGGCACUAAAAGAGACACGGUUACGGUGGGACAAUCCACAGCAGAAUGCAUUCCAAGGGCUAAAGCAUGCACUAAAAGAAGCCCCGGCAUUGGGACUACCUGAUUUAACUAAGGACUUUCAAUUAUAUGUAAAUGAGAGACAGAGACUGGCUUUAGGAGUACUCACGCAAAAGUUGGGAUCAUGGAAGCGUCCGGUCGGCUAUUUUUCGAAACAACUAGAUGCAGUCAGCUCUGGAUGGCCGUCCUGUUUGCGAGCCGUGGCAGCUACUGUACUAUUGAUUCAGGAAUCAAGAAAAUUGACUUUGGAAGAAGGCGAAUUGACCCACGACUGUGUGGAAGUCAUUGAACAAGUCUUCGCUAGCCGCACUGACCUGAAAGACGUGCCAUUGGAGUCUCCGGACUGGGAACUGUUUACAGAUGGAUCCAGUUUCGUCGAGAAUGGGACCAGUGAGCAGGAAGAAGGCGAAUUGACCCACGACUGUGUGGAAGUCAUUGAACAAGUCUUCGCUAGCCGCACUGACCUGAAAGACGUGCCAUUGGAGUCUCCGGACUGGGAACUGUUUACAGAUGGAUCCAGUUUCGUCGAGAAUGGGACCAGUCUGUAUAAAGAACAAUCCCGUAGUAAGGAAGCAGAUUCAAUUAGGAAAAUUACAGUCCAUGACAUCCAACCAGGAGAUCGGGUGUAUGUAAAGAACUGGAGCGCGGACCCCUUGAAGGAAUCAUGGGAGGGUCCACGUCAGGUGAUUAUGACAACCUUCACGGUGGCAAAAGUCGAGGGCAUCAACAACUGGAUCCACUACACCCGGAUCAAGAAAGUCCUUACUCAUUGGGAAGUGCAGCCACUGUCUUCCACCAAGAUGGUUAUUCGAGCCAAACCCACCGACCCAAGGCCUACAUCUUAA
Messenger RNA from Cinclus cinclus, 2115 nucleotides. RefSeq lists its product as uncharacterized. NCBI's taxonomy places the organism in Eukaryota, Metazoa, Chordata, Aves, Passeriformes, Cinclidae. Bases 1 to 2115 code for a protein of 704 amino acids. The record is from RefSeq and is a predicted model, not a curated record. The transcript has 9 exons.